UUUGAACGCGUUCGCGGGAGUGGACCAGGAAGUGGUGCAAGUGUUUGGCGUAAUAACUGUGUUGUUUAUGUUGUGAAAGUGGUUUUAAUUGAAUCAUGGAUUUCGUGUCAGGCAGCGCCGCUCUCGCAGAUAAGCAGGAGACCAAGAUGAAGAUGAGCAGAGCAGAGCACAGGAGCCUGAGCCGCUUCAUGGAGCGCCUGCGGCCCACACGCCAGUGCAUGGACACACUUAAGGCCCAGUUCCCCCAUCUUCCCCCGUCCACUCUUCUGAGCAUCUUCUCCCAGGAGUACCAGAAGAGGACGAAGCGCAGCUGUGCGAGACAUCACGCUCCUGACGUGGUUAAAGGAUACUAUCAGAGAUACCGGAGCGAAGCCCGGACUCGUCCCACAGACCCGGUUCUGCUGGAGCUCGCCAACCAGGUGGACCUGUCCCCGGCGCUCCUGGCCCGUGUGAUCCUGGAGUGUUUCCUGCAGGAGUGUGAGCCUUCAGUGUCAGCAUCCAGACUCGUCCUCAACAACAUGCUGCGCGAGCCCCAUCUGAUCCCGGACCUGCUGUUAGCCAAGCACGUCGAGCAGUGCACAGUAAACGACUGCUGUUAUGGACCGCUGGUCGACUGCAUCAAACAUGCCAUCGGUCUGGAACAUGAAGAUAUUCUGCGAGACAAACUCCGAGAGAGAAACCUGUCGUUUCUGGAUGAGAACCAGCUCCGUGCCAAAGGCUACGACAAAACCCCUGACAUCAUCCUGGAGGUGCCGAUCGAUGUUGUGUUUCUCCACAGCUGUGGAUGGCCACGUCGUUCACUGGAUCGAGAGCAAGGCUUCGUUUGGAGACGACCACAGCCAUCACGCUUACCUGAACGAGCAGUUCUGGAGCUACUGCAACAGGUUCGGGCCGGGUCUGGUCAUCUACUGGUACGGGUUUUUAUCGGAUCUGGACUGCCAGCGCGAGCGAGGGAUCCUGCUGAAGGACGGCUUCCCCUCAGACAUCGUGACCCUGUGUCGCGGGCCGACCCCGUGUGGAGCCGGAAGCCCAUUCAGCUUUCCUGCGGAGCGAGAGAGCGGCCGAACAUCUGCCCUGAACUCCCGGUGAACUCCAGCGACGGGUGUGGAGCUGCAGGUAACGCCGGGCGGCUCCACGUUCACUCAGUGUGUGUGUGUGUGUGUGUGUGUUCUGCUGUAAUAAAGUUGAGUUCUUCAUAUAUUGUGUUUAUCUACUGAGGCUUGGAGUGACGCUCUCCAAAACUUCCUCUUCUGUCGAGAGCCGUGGAGAGAUAAGAGAUAUAGGAGAUUCCUGUCUCCAUUAACCCUGUGCAGCCUGACACACCACACACAGUCACACACACAGUCACACACACACAAUCACACACAUCUGUUUGGUUUAUAAUGGAACAGUUUAUUAAUUCAGUUCAACUCACAUUUAUUUGUGUGGCGCUUUUUACAACACACGUGAAAGUGCACGAGUCCACAUUACAGUUUACUCUCAUCUGUUAUCAGAAGUUAUGCAUUUCAGAAAUGUACUUUAGUUAGCUAAAAAUGUAUUAAUUUAUACAAUUUAAUAAUAAAAGGCGGAAACAAUGAGCUCACUGAAGUAAUGAUUUCAAUAUUAAACUGUUUAUAAAAAAGUUUAUCGAUGAUAAAAGUGAGAAUAUCGCCAGUUUUAUUUCAGAGCCCCAAACUGAGACCCGAUACACAGUUUGCUGCAGAUGCUGAUAUUAAAAUGGACACAAAGAUGAAAUGAUGAUGCUUUUAAUGUAAAUCAACAAGAUCUUUCUAAUAUUAUAGCAGAUACUGACAUUAAAUACAUAUAAGUAUCAAUAUCUGUCAAUAACGUCUCAGCAAGCUGAUAUCUAAAUGCUUAGUUUAAUGAUCAAAGUUCUAGUUUUAAAUCAUAUAAUGCAAUGAUGAUUGAGAGAUGAACUAAUAAAUCUGAUGAUCAUAUUUGAUGCUCAUGAUUUGAUAAUCAAGUAAAGUGAAAUAUUACUAACAAUAUCAAAGUUCUUCCUGCGUUUGGAGGACGUUUGUACAAUACACUGAAAGACUUUUACUAGAUAAACAUGAAGAUGUGUGUGAAUGAGUGUUCAGCUUGUGUUCGCCACAGAAGAACACAACAACAAUCACAAAUCUGACCUUGUUUUCACACUAGUGCGAGUUUACAUGAGAAUUGUGAGCUAUAAAGUCUCAUUUAUGAGAUGAGAAGUGGCGAUUCUGUUUCAGAUGUGGGAUUGUGUGUUGGAAACGAGCGUCCGUAGUUUACCCUAAACUCUGAUGCUUCAAAACGUUUAUUACGAGAUAUGAAUGAAGCACUUAAUCUGAGAUCACUCUAUAUGAUGAACACAUUUAUUUGGGCUGUUAUUCAAAUAUGAACAUUAACACACACACACACACUAGUGGAGGGCGUGAGUAUUGGCCAUCAGUGUUGAGGAGUGUGUGCUGGACUCGGGUCUGGUGUUCAGUGGAUACACAGCUGUUUCUGCUCAGUUAUUAACAUAUUCAUCUGUCAGCACAGCAGCAGGUGUGUUAUUAUGAGCGGCACACACACACACACACACACACACGCUGAAACUCACUGAAGGACGCUAGUAUUAGCAGUGUGUGUUAUUACAUGAUGUUCUCUAGAUGAUGACUCUUCUCUGACGUCAGUGUGAGUCCAAGAGCGCCAUUCCCUACAGUGGACACACACACACACACACUGAGUUUAAUGAGUGACAAACGGCUAAAACAUACAGUGAAACACUCGAAUAUGAUGAACCUUCAUGAUCAUCAGUGUUGAGAACAGUUCUUGUUUUUGAGGAGUCCGUCAUGCAUUUUAUUUCUCAGGAUUCAUAGAACAGAAAGUUCAGAAGAACAGCAUUUAUGUGAAAUAUAAUCUUGUGUAACAUUAUAUAUGUCUUUAACUGUCACUUUUGAUCUGUUGAAUAUGUCCAUGAUGGAUAAACCUAUUGAUUUCUGUCAAAUAAAAAAUCUUACUGUCCACAAAUGCUCUGUGUGAGUUAUA
Pimephales promelas (fathead minnow) is the source of this 2994-nucleotide messenger RNA. The record is from RefSeq and is a predicted model, not a curated record. Lineage: Eukaryota; Metazoa; Chordata; Actinopteri; Cypriniformes; Leuciscidae.